CUUUCAUCAACUUGUGCACUUCAUGACGUGACCCUGCAGUCGUAUUGUCUCCUUACUCAUGGAUGGAGAUAAAAUGACAGAAUCACUCGACAGUGGCGGACGCGUUUCGGUUCGGAUGCUUUCAAUUGUAUAUUUUUGAAAGUGCCGACUUUGACUUGUGUAUAACUUCCCCCUUUUGAAUGUUCCGCGAAUUUGGAUUCGUUCGUUCGUCCUGAUUGCGGCGUGACGACACUGUCGGAGCUCGGAGCACAAGCCCGGUCCGGUGUCCGAGCGAGCUACGCUAUUUUCGCGGGAAGUUUAUCUCGGAAAUCAUGUUUCCGAUGUCUAUUCCACUUUUGCACGUUAGCCGGUCGUUGACAACUACCGCGAGGUCCAAGCGGCGUGUCGUCGUGACCGGGAUAGGAACCGUGUGUCCCUUGGGAGUCGGGACGCGAAAUGCUUGGGAAGUUCUUAUCGACUCUAAAUGUGGAAUUACGCGACUUUCCGAACCGGAUUACGACAAGCUACCAUGCAAAGUAGCCGCAUUGGUGCCAAAGGGAAACUCUUCUCAUGAGCUUAACAUUGAUUCCUACUUCACAAAAAGUGAGUUACGCACAAUGUGCCCUGCUACUGCAUAUGCGCUGAUAGCUUCGGAAGAGGCAUUAAUAGAUGCAAAUUGGAAACCAACUGAUGAAGCCGAUAAACGUGACACUGGAGUCUCGGUAGGAAUCGGCAUGAUAGACCUAGUGGACGUGUGCAUGACAUAUGAAGCUCUGAAAAAAGGAUACAGCAAAAUCAGUCCGUUCUUCGUUCCAAGAAUAUUGCCGAACAUGGCUGCUGGUCAGAUCAGUAUCAAGUACGGUUUUCGUGGACCCAACCAUUCAGUAUCGACUGCAUGUGCGACGGGAGCACAUGCAAUUGGAGAUGCAUUCCGCUUUAUCCGUGGUGGCGAGACAAGUGUGAUGGUAUGUGGUGGUGCUGAGGCAUGUAUCAGUCCAUUGGCUAUAGCCGCAUUUUGCCGGCUACGCGCGUUGAGCACAUCGAAGAACGACAUGCCACGGGAGGCCUCACGGCCCUUCGAUCGUGAUCGCGAUGGUUUUGUUAUGGGCGAAGGCGCCGCGAUACUGGUUCUGGAGGAGCUAAAUCACGCGCUCGCCCGGAACGCGUCCAUCUACGCCGAGGUGCUGGGCUACGGUCUGUCUGGCGAUGCAUCACACAUAACGGCACCCAGCGAGGAUGGCACCGGUGCGCUGCUGGCAAUGGAUCGGACAUUGAAGGACGCCGGCAUCGAGACCUCGGAAGUGACGCAUGUAAACGCGCACGCCACAUCCACGCCGCUGGGUGAUGCGAUCGAGGUGAAAGCGAUCGAGUCAUUGAUGGGCGAACACAGUAAAAACGUGACGAUAACGAGCACAAAGGGGGCGCAUGGUCAUCUGCUGGGUGCUGCCGGCAACUUGGAAGCCGCCUUCACGAUCCUGACGAUCAAGGAGGGCGUCAUACCACCUACGUUGAAUUUACACAACUUAAAUAUGGAGACAGAUCUAAGAUUUGCGCCACAUACGAAAAUGAAAUGGAACACAACAAAGCGUCGGACGGCCCUGAAAAAUGCGUUUGGCUUCGGUGGAACGAAUGCGUGCUUAUGCUUCACACAAUACGUCGACUAAGUUCAAGAGGGAAUCAUCAUAUCAUAAUCGCUCUUGAGAUAUUUACAAAAGGAUUCAACGAUGAACUUUAAAAGAUGAAGAUUUCUAAAGUACAUGGAGAAGAAAAAUUAUUAUUUUAAAAAAUGAAAAAAAAUUAUAUUAUAUUGCAAUCUUCAUUAGUUUGAAAAAGAUACAGCAUAUGUCCAUAAAGAUGCAAACGUCUAAGAGGAAAAAGAAGAAAAGAUGUCAAUUAUCCGAUCAAAUCUAAUUUGAAGUUACAAAUACAAUAUUGAUAGAAUUAAUUAUUAAUCAUUCCUUGUAAUAUUCAAGGAUAAAUACAUAAAAUCCAAAAAAGAUAAUAUGGAUUCUUGACGUUUUCAUUUCAAUUGAUAAGAAAGGAGGCACUGUUCCUGUAAAUAUACACUGAUAUGUAAAUAUGUAUAAAAAAUCUAAGAGAAGCAAAUUCGGUGAUGAAUUAAAUUUUACACAACUAAUUACCAGUAGAUAGAGCGGCUUAAAUAUUUUUAAUAACUUUUAUGCAACAUACAAUAUAUAUGUGUAUGAGUU
This is a messenger RNA of Cyphomyrmex costatus, 2189 nucleotides long. Its product is annotated as 3-oxoacyl-[acyl-carrier-protein] synthase, mitochondrial. Gene Ontology annotation, cellular component: mitochondrion. The transcript is spliced from 4 exons. Bases 312 to 1643 code for a protein of 443 amino acids. The record is from RefSeq and is a predicted model, not a curated record. Lineage: Eukaryota; Metazoa; Arthropoda; Insecta; Hymenoptera; Formicidae. Gene Ontology annotation, biological process: fatty acid biosynthetic process. Gene Ontology annotation, molecular function: 3-oxoacyl-[acyl-carrier-protein] synthase activity.